AUGCUUGAGUUUGACCCCGAUCGCGUACCGCCCAUCAAGCUCGGUCUCCAUAUUGCACAGAUUGUUCUGGGCUUUGUGCUCUGGGUGCUCGAGAUUGUCGUCUUCACUGGCAAGGGCUCCAAGGUUGUCGGAAACAAUGGCUGGACGUUUGCCGCCUUCUUCAUUUCCAUACCCAUAUGGGUAUAUCUCAUCAUGACGCCCCGAUUCGAGCGCACACUUCGCUUCGCCAACGUGCACGCCAUGUUUGCCGUCGACCUGUUCGGCGUCAUCCUGUGGCUCUCUGCUUUUGCGACCCAGGCCGCCUACAACACAUCCGGCCUCUGCGGCAACCGCUGCAGCAUCAGCAAGGGCGUUGUCGCUAUCGGUGUCAUCAUCACCCUCCUCUUUGGCUGCAGCACCUUUAUUAGCGGCUACACCAUGACCUACUACAACUUUCACGGCAGCCUGCCCGGCUACAGCAACCGCAAGAUCCGCAGCGGCAGCAAUGACAUUGACCCCGACAAGGAGGCCUUCUCCAUGGCGCCCCACGGUGACGAGGCAUAUGAGCGCGUCCACAUGGACGACCAUGACCACGACGGCCACAGCGGUGCUGCCGCGGGCAGCUACGGUAGCCGGUACGGCAGCAAUCCCAACCCCUACAGCGGUGGGCACUACGACGAGGAGGACCCGAGCCGCUACGGCGCUUUGCCGCCACGCAGCAAUCCCGGUGCCUUUUUCGACAGCGAGACAGAGUAUCGCCCUGGCCCCAGUGCUGUCUCUCCGCCUCCGAUGGCACCUAGCCCUAUGCCGUACCGCCCUCCUGUUGUCGACGAUGCACCGGCUCAGUUUCCCCAUGCCCCUUAUGAUCGUGUAGACCGGUAA
Akanthomyces muscarius is the source of this 861-nucleotide messenger RNA. RefSeq lists its product as uncharacterized. Lineage: Eukaryota; Fungi; Ascomycota; Sordariomycetes; Hypocreales; Cordycipitaceae. The record is from RefSeq and is a predicted model, not a curated record. The transcript has 3 exons. Bases 1 to 861 code for a protein of 286 amino acids.